UUUACAUACUGUUUAUUUAUCUAAGGUUUGAUAAGUAGUACAGAUGUAAACAAAAAGGCAGCCGAUUGAUUUAUUUGAGGUUUUGCACUCUGUUACUAGAUAAAUAAUGUAUUUCUAUUACUUAUUUGUGUCUGUUAUUUUAAUUGCUUAAUUGAAUCAGUAUUCAUUCACUUUGAUAAUGGGACUGCUGGCGAUCCUGCGCAAGCUCAAGUCCUGCCCCGACCGGGAGCUGCGGCUGCUGCUGGUGGGGCUGGACAACGCGGGCAAGACCACCCUGCUCAAGUCCCUGGCGUCGGAGGACGUCUCGCACGUCACGCCCACCCAGGGCUUCAACAUCAAGUCGGUGCAGUCGGAGGGGUUCAAGCUGAACGUGUGGGACAUCGGCGGCCAGCGCAAGAUCCGGCCCUACUGGAAGAACUACCUCGAGAACACGGACGUGUUGAUCUACGUGGUGGACAGCGCUGACCUUGGGCGGCUGGACGAGACGGGCGAGGAGCUGGAGGAGCUGCUGGCGGACGGCCGGCUGGCUGGCGUGCCCCUUCUGGUGUACGCCAACAAGCAGGACCUGGUUCACGCCGCGCCAGCCGCGGAGGUGGCAGAGCGCCUGGGGCUGCCCGCCGUCAAGGACCGCGCCUGGCAGAUCCAGGCCUGCUCCGCCACCGCCGGCGAGGGCGUCAAGGAUGGUAUGGAGUGGGUUUGUAAGACAGUGCGGAAGAAAUAAUUUGGCAGUCGAGACAAAAUGACACACUGCAAGUAAAGGUAUAACUUAUAUAAUUUGGUAUGUUCUCUGACUGAGGCCUAGUCAUGCGUGGAAGUUCUUGAGGGACUGUUCGUCUAGUCAAGAAGUCACAUAAGACAAAAAUUGCAUUUAUUUAUUUUUAUUUUUUAGUAUAAACUGAUCUUAUACAUUCAGUAUUACAAUAUGGUUUUAUCUGCCUAUCUUUGUGAAGAACUUUAGUGUGAGAGAAUGUUAUAUUAUUAGAAAACCAUAAUAAAAUUUGGUUAUGACUAGGCUUGUGCGACUAUCAAAUUUAAAGUUUGAAUUUAAAUUAAAUUCAAACAUCAAAAUAUUUUGAGGUAAGAAUAUUGAAUUUGAAUAGCAUUAACUAGGUAGGGAAAAAGUUGUUUAUAUUUUAAAGUUAUAUUUUAAUAAAUAUUUGUACAUGAUUUGUGCAGUGGAAAUAGAUAUUUCUUGUUAUUGUUACAAUAUAAAAAAAUUGGAAAAUAUAAAUUACUUAUGUUUUCAUAUUUUUGGGCAUUUUUGAUAAUGCCAGAUUAUUGCUUACUUGAUUUCACAUUAUAAAUCGUAGCUUAAGCAUUUCUGCUGUUCACUGUUGAUACAGCUGUUCAUGUUUAGGCCAUUAAUGUAUUAAUACCGGGUAUGUUCACAUUUUUUUUAUAUUGUACAAUAAUGACCCAAAUAUCAGUGUUGUUUAUACAUACUUACACAAUGUUAUAUGUAACAGCUUCUUUAAACUAAUCAAUAAUGAAUAAUAAAUUAUUCCUUUGAUUUUUGAAGCAUAAUAGUUUGAAAUCGAAUCAAAUAUGAAUAAAAAAUAUUUUUUUUUAUUUGAAAUUAUGGAUAUUCGCACAGGCUUAGUUAAGGCAUAAUCAUGUUCCAGUAAUGCUAGUUUGAAGAAAGUAAAGCAGUUUAUAUUAUCAGCUGAUCAACUUUUAAAAAAAAUUACCUCUUGAAUGUUUUAUACAACCACAAAACAAAAUGGUGUGUAAAGCUCUUAUAUUCUGUUUGAGAUAGGCCAUGUUCCGUUAUUAACACAAAGGCACAAAUCUGAUUACCUGUGAAUAUUGUUCUGCUACUCCGGGCUUUUGUUUUUUUUUGGGAAAAGGCUAAGGAAUUGUUAUCAUACACUUGUGCAAUUGGUCAUUAAAGUGCACAAUGCACGCACUUCAAAAUUACUGUUGGGGGAAUCAAAUCCUUGAAAAUACCAUUAUAUCUUUAACAUUCAAAAGAUUUCAUAUUUUAGAAAGAAAAUUCAGAGGAAUGUAGUUGAGAAGGGGAAAUUCAAACAAUAGCACCUGUGUAGUUGACAAGGACUAGAUUCUUGAUCACCACAGAAGCUGUCAAAGAAAUGUUCGUGUCUGCUACCAGCUACAGUGCUCUGGGAAUGUUUAUCAUUUUUGACACACAAUAAAUUUUUUUCCUUAACAUGUAAAUAUUAUUGAUAUUAUUUUAAAGUAAAUUUUUAUUAGAUUGAAUGUUUCUACACUGCUUAAAUUUGUGUUUUUUCCUGAUAUGUUAUCUUUGUUUGAUUCCUGGCUCUGAAGAUCUAGAUUCCGAUCUGAGCCACUCCUUUUUAAGAAUAAAAUUUAAUGUUUGGAUUUGACCUAUCACUAUUAAAAAUGCUUUUUUCUAUGUUUUACGUAAUAUCUGCAACUGCUUGCACAUAAUGUGUACGUUCCAGUAAAUUUGUUGUACCUUAUUACGUUGGAGUAUGAAUCGCUUUAGCGGGGAAGAGAAUAACAGUACCCUUUAAAUUUAUGCCUUUGCUUGAAUUAGGGAACUCAUGGUGUACAGGAAUGUAGUCAUGGAACUUGGUUAUAUAUUUUAUAUAUUGGCCAUAUUGUUUUAUUGAAGAGCUUAGCACUGUUUGCUGCAUCUUUGAGGGACUUUGCUUAUGCUUUAUACUGAGCUGUUAUUUUAUGUUAAUAAUUUUUAUUUUAAUAUUUUUUAAUACAUUUUGUUUUUUCCUUGUAACUUACUGAACUUACACGUUCAGCUUUACAUUUUUAAUACUAUAGUGUGGAAGCACAAAGAUAGCCAUGUGUUUAGAAUGGCUGAAUAAUCCGUCCAAUGUGAAAUAUUCAUUGUUUGAAAAACAAAGACUUAAAUAAAAUAUCUCUCUGUA
Messenger RNA from Bacillus rossius redtenbacheri, 2867 nucleotides. Its product is annotated as ADP-ribosylation factor-like protein 3. Gene Ontology annotation, biological process: cilium assembly. Gene Ontology annotation, cellular component: cytoplasm; microtubule cytoskeleton. The transcript has 4 exons. Lineage: Eukaryota; Metazoa; Arthropoda; Insecta; Phasmatodea; Bacillidae. The record is from RefSeq and is a predicted model, not a curated record. Gene Ontology annotation, molecular function: GTPase activity; GTP binding. Bases 179 to 721 code for a protein of 180 amino acids.